AUGCAAAUCACUACAAUUGUCGCCACUGCCCUCCUGGCUGCGGGAGAGGUAGCCGCCGGUAUCAACUGCAAUGGCAGCGGCAACUGCGGCACUAGCGGGGCUUGGAUUACGGACAUCAUCAGCAUGGCUAAUUAUAUCGACCACAGUCGGUGGUACCAGAAUGGGGAACACAUUGUGUGUGCUGCUAAACUCUGCGCAUUCCUGCAAAACACUGGUGGCAUGCCUGGAUCAAAGAUCAGUGAACUCCUCUGGGACCUGAAAGACCAUGGCUGUGCAAGAUGCGGCAGUAUUCCAGUCUUUUAUCCAAGUGGCGAUAACAAUGAGAAAAGCCACGGUAUUCUCACGGUUAACUAUGUCACUAACCCUAAGUGUAAUUGGGGUGCUUGUUAG
Molecule: messenger RNA, 390 nt
Organism: Fusarium sp. VM40
Lineage: Eukaryota; Fungi; Ascomycota; Sordariomycetes; Hypocreales; Nectriaceae
Source: the annotation of a GenBank genome assembly